Messenger RNA from Cotesia glomerata, 1028 nucleotides. RefSeq lists its product as uncharacterized. Bases 1 to 879 code for a protein of 292 amino acids. The record is from RefSeq and is a predicted model, not a curated record. Lineage: Eukaryota; Metazoa; Arthropoda; Insecta; Hymenoptera; Braconidae. Gene Ontology annotation, molecular function: nucleic acid binding; zinc ion binding. The transcript has 3 exons.
AUGGCUAUUUUACGUGAGCUGAUUCAAUCAAUUGCCCAAAAACCUGACACAAAUUCCAGGAAGUUUACACUACCACGUUUUAACCCAGAAACCUCUGGCUCUGAUCCGGCUGCAUGGAGUUCAGCUGUUAGCAUUAUGAUGGAAGAAAAUCCAUUGCAAGGCAGUGCACUAUUUUCCGCGCUUAGUAGCGCCUUAGAGGGUUCCGCUGCACAGAACUUUAUUUCCCGUUUUGGUGGAAGAGAAACCGCAGCUUCUGCCCUUAUGAAGAUUUUUAACGAACAACCGUUAAAAGACGAGACAACUGGAGCUUUUGGGAUUCGUUUACGCUCUCUUCUCAAGGCGAGGUGGGAAAAUUUGAGUAUGGCGGAGAUUAUCAACGGCGCUGUUCUCUAUCGAUUAACAUCGCAAGAUCACCGGGUCGAACGCACAGCGCUUACGAGUGAGGUAAAAACGGAAGACCAAUUUCUUAAUGAAAUGAGGGCUUACUCGUACGCAAAGAAGCGACCGUUGCAAUCGUCCGAGAACUCGUCAAGUUCAGACCCGAAACGCUUCAAGCCAACGGAGACACGGAUUAAAUGUCUUUUCUGCGGUAUUUCUGGUCACAAAAUAUCUGAAUGUCGCAAGAAGUCAUUUCUGGACAAGAGGAAAAAUUCUCAUAGUCCAGAAGGAAGUCGACCAUCCACCGCGAUAAAAGUAACCUGCUUUAAGUGCCAUAAAGAGGGUCAUAUUGCACCAAACUGUCCGUCAAGGAAGAACAACAGCAACAGCGGCAACAACAGUGGAAAUCAGCACUCGAGCACCGAACGCCGAGUGGACUUUUGCACCGUGGAUGUUCCAGUGGGUACAAUGACCCAUAUGGAUGCACCCGAGGACGUGUGAUCGUCAGGAUGGCCGUGUCGGAGAUGAGAAUAGCUGGGUUCUUCCCAAGGGAUGGGAAAAUCCUAAGCACUUUUAGUUUAUAGCUAGAAAAUAAAACUUAGAAUUUUAAUUUUUACGACUUAAUCCGCUAAGGAAAUUUUAGUUAAACU